Molecule: messenger RNA, 1125 nt
Organism: Marchantia polymorpha subsp. ruderalis
Lineage: Eukaryota; Viridiplantae; Streptophyta; Marchantiopsida; Marchantiales; Marchantiaceae
Source: the annotation of a GenBank genome assembly
GGACUGGCAAGAAUGGGCCAUGGACAUCGAGCUCUGUCUACGCCCGUGCGCGUGCAUGGCAAGCUCGAGCUCGAGCUGCAGCGGGACCUCGGAUUGCACGUAAAAAUUCGCUCGCGGACACGACGAAGGCCUCGGCAGGCAGGGAGGGCAGGGGAAGGGAGAGGAAAGUGAUGGCCGUGUCGGUGAUACCCAGUCCUCAACGAUGGCUGCAACUGUCCGCCGAGAAUUUCGUGGGCAGACCUGCGGGGCUCAGAGCUGGAAUUCCGACUCGGGCCUUGGGAAAUUCGACAGGCGGAAGUUGGUGCACUGGCGGCGGAUCGAGGAGAUUUCCUGGGGGUGCAGAGGUUAAUCGUCGUAGAACGAGGCUGGCGUGUAGUCCAGGCGAUGGGAAGCAGGAGGUUGCGAGUUCAGAUGUCGGAAAGGAGAAGGAGAUAGUGAAACCGACUGUGCAGGAGAGCAAAGGUGUGGUCGAGAAAAUCGAGGAAGAAAUGGGGCGCCAGUUCGGAGGCGUUCUUUGGUUCACCGUGCUUAUCGUUUGCCUCGCCGUCUUCGGCGGAGCUUACGUCUACUACAUUUUCACGUUCGCCAAUUUCGACGACAUUCCCAUUCUCAGGGGUCCCGUAAGAUAACGAUUACGAUGAUGAUGAUGAUAAUGAUAGUGAAAGCUUCCCGCAUGAUGACGACUCAUUUGUAGGUUGGCCCAUCUUCUUUUCCACGACCAGCCUUUUCCACAGCUCGCGGGGCGUUCCAUGGAGAUGUGCACUCGACUGCCAUGUGAUCCAUGCCAAGCAAGAGAAUUCGACCCCUCUCCAGAAAGAUUGUGCAUACUAUGGGCCUCAUGCUGUAGAUAGAAGCCGCUCGGGGCAGAAUCGAGGGUCCGUUUCAGCAUUUUGAGGUUUCGAGCUGCUCCGUGGCCGCACAUAGUCCAAGUAUUUAGCUCAUUUCGGCCUCUGAUGACUUGUGACACUGUCUGGUGGACAUUCAUUCAUUCAUUCAUUCUUCGGCCGUAAUCUGGAAGAGUGAGUGUAACAGCUGUCACAGGCACGGAUGAUUCCCAUCCUGCAAUUGCAAGGUUUUGUUGGCUGUAAUUCAUUUGUACGUCUCCAGUGGCACAAGAACUGGUAG